AACAACUUCAACGACGGCAGCGACUCCUUUUCCUUUUCCUCUGCCUCCUCCUCCUCCUCCUCAAAUACAUACUCCUCCGUCCACGGCUUUAUGAUUUGAUACCCAAUGUAGCACUAGCCAGCUCCACAUUCCAAACUAGAACAACUGUCCUCCCCCUCCUGGAAUGGCGACGAAUGUAUACUCUUUUUCUUAGGCGCCCCAGAGAGAAAGCCCUCAGAAACACAACGACGAGCAACACCACGUCCUCCACAAAGAAUGACUGCGGGCCCCCGAGAAUCAAGAUGGCCCGUCAGCAACGCGUCCAGAGAUUCGCUUGAGUUAGCCUCCCUCGCCUCCUCGUCCGGCCAGCAUAGCGGCGACGAAGGAGAGACAGGAAGCUCCAACUCCCGCUCCUCGUCCCCCUCUGGCAUCUCCUCCUCCCGCAAAGCCUCUCUCGAGAACCAAGACCCGUUCUCCGACCCCCUCUACGAACCUACGCGCUCAAGACAUGCACGAUCCUACUCCGUUUCCUCUGCCUUUGACUUUGGCAGUAACCUUUUCCCCCUCUCGCAGACCGUGGGCGGCUAUGCCCCGCUCGGUGGUCCCUCCGCCCUCUCUCUAGACGGUCACAAUGGCGUCAUCGACGGCUCGCUGGAAAGACGCAAGACACUGACAUAUUUGAAUGGCCUGUCGUUGAUAAUCGGACUGGUGAUCGGAUCGGGCAUCUUCUCGUCCCCGGGUCGCGUCAACGCAAAUGCGGGAUCCCCCGGUGCCUCGUUGAUUGUGUGGGCGGUUGCGGGCCUGUUGGCCUGGACCGGCGGCGCGAGUUAUGCGGAACUAGGCGGUGCGAUACCCCUGAAUGGCGGUGCGCAGGUGUACCUGGCCAAGAUAUUUGGGGAGCUGAUCGGUUUCUUGUUUACCUGGUCUGCCGUGUUUGUGCUGAAACCAGGCUCCGCGGCCAUCAUCUCGAUCAUAUUUGGCGAAUAUGUUGUGCGGGCGAUCGUUGGUGCGGACGUCGAAUUUAUUAGCCCUUGGGUUAAUAAGGGGGUGGCCAUUCUGGGCCUUUUGAUCGUAACGGGUCUAAACUGCAUAUCUACCCGCCUGGGUACGCGCAUCGGGGACGUGUUUAUGUUUUUCAAGUUUUUGGCCCUCCUCGGGGUUACCAUUAUCGGGAUCGUUGUUGCUACUACAGGGCUGUCAUAUAAGGGUGAGCCAGAGCGGGAAUGGCGGACGACAGGCUGGUUCGAGGGUACCAGCACCGAUGUCUCAGGCUGGGCGGUAGCGUUAUAUGCAGGUUUAUGGGCAUUUGACGGGUGGGAUAACACAAAUUACGUGACGGGAGAAUUCAAGAAUCCCAGCCGCGACCUUCCCCGAGCAAUCCACACUGCCAUGCCCGCCGUCAUCCUCUGCUACAUGCUCGCGAACAUCUCCUACUUCUUCGUCCUACCCUCGUCAACCAUCAACGCAACCAACACCGUGGCCGUCCAAUUCGGCGGGAAAGUCUUCGGCCCCAUCGGCGCCCUAGUGCUCGCUCUCGUUGUCUCCGCCAGCUGCUUCGGCGCCCUAAACGCCACCGCCUUUACCUCCGGCAGACUCGUCUACGCCGCAGGGCGCGAAGGCUACCUGCCGUCGAUCUUCGGGAAGAUCGGCAUAGCAGGCUCCGCCGCCAGUGCAACAGGGUUGCGGCUCCGCCAUCGCUCCUGGUUCCGCGAGGCCCUCAUCCGCGUCUUCGGCGACGACGUCGGAAUCGGCUACACGCCCAUCUACGCCAUGAUGUUCAACUUCACGCUGACAACUAUCUACAUCUCCGUCGGCGAGUUUGCGACCCUGGUCACCUUCUAUGGCGUGGCGGGGUACACGUUUUAUUUCCUUACGGUGCUGGGGCUGAUUGUGCUGCGGAUCCGGGAGCCGCACCUGGAGCGGCCGUAUAAGACGUGGAUUACGACGCCCAUUAUCUUUUGUUGCGUGAGCUUGUUUCUGCUGAGUCGGGCGGUGUUUGCGGAGCCGCUGCAGACCCUCCUUGUACUUGGAUUUAACGUCGCGGGAGUUCCGGUGUAUUUUUGGAGGAUUAGAAAAAGAGAUGGGAAGAAUCUGCUCAACAUGGAAGCGGGUUGGUGGAAGUUUUGGAAGAGGCGGGGCCGUUCGUGA
Molecule: messenger RNA, 2127 nt
Organism: Histoplasma capsulatum G186AR
Lineage: Eukaryota; Fungi; Ascomycota; Eurotiomycetes; Onygenales; Ajellomycetaceae
Product: L-methionine porter
Exons: 2
Coding region: 256-2127 (623 amino acids)
Biological process (GO): amino acid transmembrane transport
Cellular component (GO): membrane
Molecular function (GO): L-amino acid transmembrane transporter activity
Source: RefSeq, a predicted model, not a curated record